GCCGCGGAGACCCGCGUCAAUCAUCUGCUGAGACAACAAAACACAACUCACUUCUUCUUUCUUUUCAUGUUAUGGCCUUAAACAUUUUUUAUGUGUUAUGGUGAAGCUCCUGAUUAACCUUUCCUCCAUGUGGAUAUUUGUUGCUCUUCUAAUGUGGAUAUUAACGCUUUUUUGACUUUUCAUUUUUGUUUAUUUUUAAAGUAGCCCAGCAAAAGAAAGGUGGUGCGUGUUUGGGCGUGCCUGCCUGCAGCAUGAUGUCUUCUUACCUCAAGCAGGGCCCGUACGCCUGCAUGAACCGCCUGCAGGGCCUGAGCGGGGCCGCCAUGGACCUGUUGCACCCCUCGGUUGGCUUCCCCGGCAACCCGCGCAAGCAGCGCCGUGAGCGGACUACCUUUACACGCACGCAGCUGGACAUCUUGGAGUGUUUGUUCGCCAAGACGCGCUACCCAGACAUCUUCAUGCGUGAGGAGGUGGCACUCAAAAUCAACCUGCCUGAGUCCCGCGUGCAGGUAUGGUUCAAGAACCGGAGGGCCAAAUGUCGUCACCAGCAGCAGAGCAGCAACGGCUCCAAAGCCAAACCACAGAAGAAGAAGUUGUCUCCCACCCGAGAGAGCAGCGGUUCGGAGAGCAGCGGGCAGUUCACACCGCCCGCCGCUCCCACCGCGUCCAGCUCCUUGUCUUCCUCCUCCAUCGCUGUGUCCGUGUCCUCCAUCUGGAGCCCGACGCCCAUCUCGCCCGCCCCGCUGCCGGACCCUCUCGCUCCCACAGUCGGCGCCACCGCGACCUCCUGCAUGCAGCGGGCCGUGUCGUCCGCCGCCCCAGGGGGGACGCCAUCCUACUCAGUUUCUUAUGGCCAGACUGCUGCGGCGGUCUACGGUCAAGGCUUCCCGACCUCGGCGUCCGGUUCCUACUUCGGCAGCGUGGACUGUGGCUCGUACCUAGCGGCCCCCGUACAUGCCCACCACCAUGCCCACCAGCUCAGCCCAAUGGCAGGACAUGGCCAUCACCACAUGGGACAGACGUCGGGCCACCACCACCAUCAUCACCACCACCCGCUGCCCCCACCGCACCCCCACCAGGCGUACGGCACCUCUGGCCUCCCCUUUAACUCAGCCGAGUGUUUGGACUAUAAGGAGCAGCCGGCCACUUCGGCCUGGAAGCUCAACUUCAAUGCCUCUGAAUGUUUGGACUACAAGGAGCAGGCCGCAUGGAGAUUCCAGGUGCUCUGACUUCCUGGUUCUUGGACACCAGGUGGACAUGCCCACGUCUCAGGUCAGAAAGAAGUACAGACAGGUUCAGUCAUCUUCUUCUUGUCCAUAACUCCAGGAAGACUUGGGGAACUUCCUGAGGAACUUCUUCCUUCAGGAACGAAAAAGUCCAUAGACAAUGGGGAGACACCCUUGUCACACGAGGAAGAGGAAGAGAGACAGUUCCAGGAGUCUUCUUUUCAUCCACAACUCUGAAAGGACCUGGGAAAUGAGAGACGAGGUGGACACAGGUGAAGAAGAAGAAGAAGAAGAAGAAGAAGAAGAAGAAGAAGAAGAAGAAGAAACCUAUUUCAAACAACAAGUCGAGAGACAAUGUGAACAUGCCAUGUCUCAGGUGAGGGAGAAGAAGAGGAAACAGUUCCAGCUGUCUUGUAGUUUGCAAACCUGAGAGACUUGAGAAAAACAUCCUAAGGAACUUCUGCUUUCAAGACCAAAAAAAGGCCAGAGACAAGGUGGACACACCCAUGUCUCAGGUGAGGGAGAUGAACUGAAACAGGUCCAGGAUACCUCUUCUUGUCCACAACUCCAACAAGACCUGAGAAGGUUUUCCUGAAGAAAAAAAGGUCCAGAGACAAGGUGGACACACUCAUGUUUCAAGCGAAGAAUAAAAGAAAAGAUAGACAGAUCCAAGAAUCUUCUUCUAAUCUUCAACUCCAAGAAGACUUCAGUAGGUCUUCUUGAGGAUUUUAUUCUUCCAAAAAGUCCAGAGACGAGGUGGACACACUCACAUCUCAGGUAAAUGAGAAGAAGAGCGACAGGUCCAGGAGUCUUCUAGUCUUCUUCUUCUUCUAGUCCACAACUCCAACAGGACCUGAGGUCUACCUAAAGAACAAAAGGUCCAAAGACAAGGUGGACACAUUCAAGUCUCAGGUGAAGAAGAAGAUUUUUUAUUCUACGAGUCCACAAAGCCAACAAGACCUGGGAAAGUCCUCCAAAAGCUCCACAGACAAAGUGGACACGUCCACGUCUCAGGUGAAUAAUAAGAAGAAAGAAGUCCAAAACUAUUCUUCUAAUCCACAACCCCAACAAGAUUUGAGGUAUUCCUGAGGAGCUUAUUUUCUGCGGGACAAAAGGUCCAGAGGCAAGGUGGUGUGCCCACGUCUCAGGGUAAGAAGAUGAUUCAGGAUUCUUUUUGUAGUUCAGACCUCCACAAAGACUUGAGAAGGUCUUGUUGAGGAUGAUGUUCUUCCUUCUCUGAUGCUGCUAAGAUGUCCAGCCUGCAGACUUGUGAAUGGCAACACUUGAUUGUUCACAGCAAUGAUGUUCAUAUUUCUUUUUUCAGACAACAUGUCAUGUCAGUAUUCUGUGAAUAACUACUAUUAAAAUAAAAGUUGGAUUCAAACUA
Molecule: messenger RNA, 2613 nt
Organism: Phyllopteryx taeniolatus (common seadragon)
Lineage: Eukaryota; Metazoa; Chordata; Actinopteri; Syngnathiformes; Syngnathidae
Product: homeobox protein OTX1 B-like
Exons: 4
Coding region: 252-1229 (325 amino acids)
Biological process (GO): regulation of transcription by RNA polymerase II; multicellular organism development
Cellular component (GO): nucleus
Molecular function (GO): DNA-binding transcription factor activity, RNA polymerase II-specific; RNA polymerase II cis-regulatory region sequence-specific DNA binding
Source: RefSeq, a predicted model, not a curated record